CUAUAGUAUGGCAUCAAAUUCCUGAAAAGUCUCAGUUGGAAUUCGUGUGUAAUAUAAAUCAAACCUACAGAGUGCACAAUUGCAUGAGAAAAUGCCUGGAGAGCGAUGUGUCAGUGCCAAUAUCGAAGCAACAAAGAAGAACGAAGCCAUGGACAAAGAAACUGGGCUUGUGAAAUGCAUCUGUGAUCGUCCGAUCAGGAACUACGUGUGCAACGUAUGUCUGCGUUAUUGCCGUGGACGCUUGUUCCUUGAAUGCUCGCAGCACCCUUUGUUUCCUGAUGGGAUCAAGUGUUGCCCGUUCUGUGAGGCUCCCAACUGGGUUUUUAUGGAGUCGGUUCUCAGCUGGAAUGUCAUUCGCGAAUACGAGGACCGUAUCUAUGGCCCGGAUAUUGAAAGCACUGAAAUCGAAGAAAUCAUUGAGAACAGUGCAGUUAAACAACAGUUAACAACAAAAGCCGAAGGAGCCAACGAAGGUGUAGACGAAAUUGGUGGAAUCGAAAGAAACGAUGGGGAUGGUGAUGGUGAUGGUGACGGAGACGGAGACGGGCUUGGAGAUGAUGGAGAUCUUAGAAAUCUUGGAGAACUUGGGGACCUUGGAGACAAUCGAGUUGGUGCAGGCGAUGGAGACAAUGGAACUGGUGGAGGCGAUGGAGGUGGUGGACAUCGUGGAAAUGUUUAUCUAGAUUUCGAAUAUUAAUUAAAUAUUAAUUUUAAAUGAACGUUUGAAUCACUCAAACAAUAUUAAUACAAAUAUACAAUUCUUUGGAUCGGUCCUGAAAGCCAA
Scaptodrosophila lebanonensis is the source of this 784-nucleotide messenger RNA. RefSeq lists its product as uncharacterized. NCBI's taxonomy places the organism in Eukaryota, Metazoa, Arthropoda, Insecta, Diptera, Drosophilidae. The record is from RefSeq and is a predicted model, not a curated record. The transcript is spliced from 2 exons. Bases 92 to 697 code for a protein of 201 amino acids.